AUGGCUACCUCUGUGUCUGUCGAACUGCCAGCUAGCAUCCAACUACCAACUCUCUCUGCUAAGUAUGAACAUUUACGAGUCAAUGCCUUGCGUACAAACGCGACAUUGGAAGCAGCAUGUGCUUGGGGAAAUACCCCAGAUGGCGGCAUGAACCGCCUCGCCUCUAAUGACGAUGACAAACGCGUCCGGGACUGGUUCAUCGCUGAGACUUCUAAACUCGGCUGCCACCACAAGAUCGAUGCCAUGGGCAACAUAUUCGCCAUCCGGCCCGGCCAAAACAAUGCCCUUGCCCCCAUCGGCCUCGGUUCCCACCUUGAUACCCAGCCCACGGGGGGCAAGUAUGACGGCAUUUUAGGCGUUGUCUCCGCUAUGGAAGUUCUCCAGACCAUACACGAGAACAACAUCACUACCUACGCGCCCCUCGCCGUCAUCGAUUGGACCAAUGAAGAGGGCGCCCGCUUCCCGCCCGCAAUGCUGUGCUCGGGUGUCUGGGGUGGCGCGUUCACGACGGAGUAUGGGCACUCGCGGACGGAUCCAGAGGGGAGGACGUUGAAAGCGGAGUUAGAGCGAAUUGGGUAUUUGGGAGAGACAGAGUGUUCGUUUCAGGCGAAUCCGUUGACGGCGCAUUUCGAGGUGCAUAUUGAGCAGGGGCCAGUGCUAGACCAGGCGGAGGAAGCGGCCGCGGUGGUGAAGGGGGUGCAGUCGAUUAGGUGGUAUAAUCUAGGGUUAGUAGGGAGGGAGGCGCAUACAGGGACGACGCCGAUGGAUAGGCGGAGUGAUGCAUUGUUGGGGGCUGCGAAGAUGAUUGUCGAAACCAACCGCUUCGUUACGGAAGGCGAAAUAGCUGCUCGAGGCGGUCGUGCCACGAUCGCAGUGAUCAAUUCGUCGCCGCAGAGCAUAAACACCAUUGCCGGCCAUGUGGAUUUCGGACUCGACAUCCGAGCACCUGCAGACUCCGACGUCGAGCUCAUCGAGGCGAUGUGCCGUAAAAGGUUUGCAGAGAUUUGCGACGAAAUCGGCCUCGAAAUGACUUUUGACAACUUCUGGGUCUCCACGGCCGUGAACUUCGACCCUACGAUGAUCGAGUGCGUCAGGAGUUCUGCCCGAGAGAUUGGAUGCAUGACGGAGUUGGUAAGUGGAGCAGGGCACGACAGUGUUUACACGAACAAGAAGGUUCCGACUGCUAUGAUCUUCGUGCGUUGUCGUGAUGGUGUCAGUCAUAAUCCAGCUGAGUAUACGAGACCAGAGGAUUGCGCUGCUGGUGCUCAGGUGCUUCUGGGUGCGUAUCUGCGAUAUGACGAUUAUCUCAGGAGGGCAGCGGCAAAGAUGUAGAAC
Molecule: messenger RNA, 1335 nt
Organism: Mytilinidion resinicola
Lineage: Eukaryota; Fungi; Ascomycota; Dothideomycetes; Mytilinidiales; Mytilinidiaceae
Product: putative N-carbamoyl-L-amino acid hydrolase
Exons: 5
Coding region: 1-1332 (443 amino acids)
Molecular function (GO): hydrolase activity, acting on carbon-nitrogen (but not peptide) bonds, in linear amidines
Source: RefSeq, a predicted model, not a curated record